AUGGCAUUCCGACGAAAGCGCCCAUCGGCGGCGACCCCUGCGACGCCGGCAUCGACGCCGCCGCCCCGUCCGCCGCCGCGGGUGCUGAGGCGGGACGCGGCGCUACCGCCGAGGUCCCCGCUCGGCGAGAUCCCCGGCAAGGCUGCCUCGGGCGCGGGGCGGCGCCUGAGCCCGAGGACGCUAGUCAUCACCGCCGCCGCCGCCGCCGUCAUCAUCGUCGGCACCGUAUACGGCGCGAAGAUGAAGGGAGAGCAGGACUUCAUAGCCGCGCUCGCUAACGCGCCGGGACCUCCCGGACGGCUGCAGGAGCGGCAAAAGGUCGUCGAGGCUCCGGUCGAGGACCGCAUCCGCGACCUCGAGCGGCGCCGCGCCGAGCUCGUCGGGAAGCGGGCCCCGCUCCAGCACAAGGUCGACGAGCUGCGCGAGCGGAUCGCACGGGCCGAGGGCCAGCAGUGA
This is a messenger RNA of Durotheca rogersii, 456 nucleotides long. RefSeq lists its product as uncharacterized. NCBI's taxonomy places the organism in Eukaryota, Fungi, Ascomycota, Sordariomycetes, Xylariales, Xylariaceae. Bases 1 to 456 code for a protein of 151 amino acids. The transcript is spliced from 2 exons. The record is from RefSeq and is a predicted model, not a curated record.